Messenger RNA from Trypanosoma conorhini, 946 nucleotides. RefSeq names its product putative mucin-like glycoprotein. The annotation marks the transcript as partial. The record is from RefSeq and is a predicted model, not a curated record. NCBI's taxonomy places the organism in Eukaryota, Euglenozoa, Kinetoplastea, Trypanosomatida, Trypanosomatidae. The transcript has a single exon.
UGCCCUCACUCUCUGCGCCGCACCCCACCGCGCUCCCCAUUUCUCUUUCUGUUUCUUUUUCUUCGCUGCCUCGCAGCCCACUGGCUCUGCUGCGACGCUACUGCCACCACCACCACCACUGUUUUUACUGAUGGCAAUGACGCUGACGGUGCGGCGCCGUGCGGUGUGCGCCCUGGCGCUCCUCGCGCUGCUCUGCUCCUCGUUUGUGUGCGAGGCUAAUCCUGAUGAGUCUCAGACGACCGGGGAUGUGAAUGUGUCGGUGGAGGUGUCGUGUCCGACCGCCGGCAACAAGUUGCGUUGGCGCCUUUCUGGCACGAGUAAUUCUUCCUGGGCGCCUUGCCCUUUUGAAAUUGGAAAUUUUCUGAACGGCGGAAGCGACAAAGUCGGCGCCUCCCUCUGCCUCUUUGCUGGCUCGCUCUACGAAGACCCCGCCUCCAACGUGAAGGCGAACUGCCCCUCCUUCGACUCCGCAGCCGGCGGCACUGGCAAGGCCGCGUUCACGAUGAACUGUGCUACUGAUGAAAGCAGUGCGCUGUACAAUCUGUCGAAGGGCGCAACUGCUGCCGCCACCACAGUUGAGGAGUCAUACGAGUGUGCGUUGCAAACCGUCGGUCAAGUCACGGCUCAGCGGGACGAGGGUGCGUCUCGGGGAGAAAAGGGAACCGGCGCGAAAGAGCAACCACCGAUACAAGCUGCGGCCCCGCCAGUAGGCACGGCAGAGGGCGAGGCACGUGGAUCCGGAGAAGCGGACGCUUCUUUAACCCAUGAACGCCCUUCCGGCGCGCCCCAUUCCGCCACCACGACGACGACCACCACACGCAGCCCCAGUGCUGGGAAACACACAAAAAGCAACGCGGACAGCAGUGACACCCUCGCCGCUGCGUGGGUGCGUGCACCAAUGCUGCUGCUCACUGCCGCCCUUGCCUGCGCUGCUGGGCAGUUGUGA